AUGGCUCCCAGCGACGUGACCAUGUCGCAGAUGUUCCAGCGCAUCGUCCACGUCAAAGUGGGCAAGGAAGAGGAGAUAUUCUCCAUCCACGCCGACCUGAUGGUCCAGCACAUGUUCUACUUUGCGCGCGUCCUCGAGACUGGCCCGGCCAUCACUUCCUGGUCGCUCCCGACGGUAACGCCGCGCAGUUUUCACCUCCUCCUCGACUACGUCUACGGCGGACCGCUCAAGCUGAGCUGGGCCAACGUCAAGGACCGUCCCGACCUCGUCGACGCCUGGGUCCUAGGCGACAUGGUAGGCGCAACCAGGUUCUCCAACAUGAUCAUCGAGACAAUCGCAACCAACGCGACGCGGCCCGGUCCGCGCUGCAAGCUGCUGCCCGACAACGUCUGCAUCAACCACGCCUACACGCCCAACGUCACCGAGAAGAACGCGCCCCUCCGCACCCUCUUCGUCGACCUCUACGUCCACUUCGGCACGCCCGACACGCUGAACGAGCUGUUGGCCGGCCCGCACAACCUGCGCGACUUCUGGUUCGACUACUGCAGCCGCAGCCGCAAGAGGGACGAGCACGACACUGCCGCCCGCAAGCGCGGCACUGCGCUGCGCAUGUUCAGCCCGGGCAGCUACUCCAACACGCACCCGCACUACGCCACGCCCGAGCCCAUCCGCGUCACGCGCCCCGGCACCAAGGCCUACCUGUGCCACUACGACGGCGUCAACACCAUCGUCGUCGAGGACGGCGGCCAGCCCCUGUUCGUCCACCGCGAGCUGUCCGAGCUGCGCCAGGACAUCUUGCUGAAGUGUCCGCCGCGCGACAUCGUCUUCCCCGCCGGCUGGCGCAACGCCGCCGUCAUCUUCCUCAAGUGGCUGUACUUUGGCCGAGUGACCCAAGAAACCCACCACCUCCGCGACUUCAUCCGCGCCUACACCCUCGGCCUAACCCUGCACAACCCGCAGUUCCGCGACGACAUCCUCACGGCCACCAUCUCCUACUGCACGCGCAACCAGAUCCUGCCCUCCGCCUCUGAACUCGCCCUCGCCUACACGUGCACCACCGGCCCGGCCUUCGAACCGCACCACAGCCCGCUCCGCCACCUCCUCGUGUGCUGGACCCUCACGCACCGCCACCACCUCGACGCCGCGGGGCUGGCCAUGCCGCUCAACCCUCUCGCUUUGCCCAUGGACCCGGCGCUGCGCGAGGCCCUGGCGCGCGAUUUGGGUGCCGAGCGCGAGGCAAGGACGACGAGCAUGAUUGCGGAUAUGGCGGCGAUGAGGAAGCUCGCGGAGGAGGGAAGAGAGCACCCGAGACCGUAUGCGGAUGAGAGGUUUGCGGGGGAUGUGGCGCUGGGAGGGGUGGUCAGGGGCGCGGUGCCGUAUUACGGGGACGAUGUGUGCAGGUUUCAUGCGGCGCAUCCGUAUUUUGGGUAUAGGGCGCCGUUGGCGAAUGGGGACGGGGAGGUUAAUGGGGGAGUUGGUAUGGCGGCUGCUGCGGAGAGUAGUGGUGCGCUGGGUGCUGCUUCUGCUGCUGGAGGGAGUAGGGGACUGGCGGCGGCUGCGGCUAAGGGCGGCGUGGAGCAUGAUAGGGUUGCUGCGCUGCUGGGGUUCAGCACGAAGGUGUCGAAGGCCGAGGAGGGCCGAUCGAAGCAGCCGGCGAUGAAGAGCAGCGCGGCAACGGGAUGGAAGAAUCCGGCCAACGACAUGCAGAGCGAGGUCGUCGAGAACAACCCGUGCCACGCGCUUCUCCGAAAGAGAAACUGCUACGGCGCCGUCGUGGUCGGAUACAGGCCGAAGCCCAUCUGGCCCGAGACCGUGACCAACGGUAUCGUCGACAGCGCCGUCACGUCCUCCACGGAAAGCCAGGACAAGGGCGCCAAGAGCCAGGCUGCUACGGAGCCGUUAAUCGCGAAGAGGGAAGAAGACUACGCGAAGGACCCAGAGAUCCUAGCCAUGCUGGCCGAAGUCGAAGACAGGCUCAACAGCGUCUCCCUCACCAACACCACCACCACCAACCUCCGCCCUCCUUCCCCCCCUCCCCCGCCGCCGUCGCCCCAGCACCACCAACCGCGUCCACCACCGGCCUUGCACACCGGCCCCAUGAUGCAGCACCGCGCCGGCCAGACAUCCACUCCCUACACGUCCCCCACGGCACCUUACUUCACCGCCGGCUUCCCGCAGCCGCAAUACGACGUCGGCUACAACAGUCUCAGCGGCAGUGAUGACUAUGAAGACAACGAGCAGAACCGAGUCGCCGCGUUCAACGCCCUGCGUCUCCCGCCUGGCUGGCAGCAGCGCCGCUGCGUCGACGGCCGCGCGUACUGGGUGCGCUUGGUUCCUGGUUCGCAGAGGACCGAGGCGACGUGGGUUGAUCCGCGCGAGGCGGUUGUCUGGAGGAGGAGCGAUGAGGUGUCGUUCGUGCCGGGUAUGGGAUGGGGUUUCGAGGAGGGCACUGAGACUGAGGCGGAUGAUGACGAGAGUCAGGAUGGUGCUGGUGGCCAGGACGCGGAUGAGGAUAUGCCUGACCGUCAGCAGGUUGAGAAGAAGAUGGAUGAGGAUGGCGGUGGUUUCGAUGUCCGGGAUUUCGCGCCUGCGGUGGAGGAGAUGGUUGAGGCGGAGUGA
Lasiodiplodia theobromae is the source of this 2619-nucleotide messenger RNA. RefSeq lists its product as uncharacterized. The transcript is spliced from 2 exons. Bases 1 to 2619 code for a protein of 872 amino acids. Gene Ontology annotation, molecular function: protein binding. NCBI's taxonomy places the organism in Eukaryota, Fungi, Ascomycota, Dothideomycetes, Botryosphaeriales, Botryosphaeriaceae. The record is from RefSeq and is a predicted model, not a curated record.